CUUUUGUUUCUCUCACGUUGGGGCUACUUGUUUUAGGGCGCAAAGGAACGGCCUCGAAAGGGGGUCCUUCCCCUGCCGAGAACCGGGAAUCGUCCCCAGCCCGCGUGCGCGACCGGCCGGUGCGCCUCGGCCCGCGGACAAUCCUUUAUACACAGACUGUGUCUGACUGGAAAUCUUCCCUUUUUUUACUGCAUUCAGUUGACUUAACAGGGUUUUAAGAGCAGCAUUCAUAAAUUUCCAGCCGUGGACCAGACUGACAAUUGCAAGAGAAGAGUCAUUCACCAAGAGAAUGGAGAUUUCCUCUCAUCAGUCUCACCUCCUGCAACAACUGAAUGAACAGCGCAGGCAGGAUGUAUUUUGUGACUGCAGUAUUCUAGUCGAGGGGAAGGUCUUCAAAGCACAUCGGAAUGUAUUAUUUGCUAGUAGUGGCUACUUUAAAAUGCUUCUUUCUCAGAAUUCAAAGGAGACAAGUCAACCAACCACAGCUACAUUUCAGGCUUUCUCCCCUGACACUUUUACAGUUAUCCUGGACUUUGUCUAUUCUGGCAAACUAUCUCUUACUGGUCAGAACGUCAUAGAAGUGAUGUCGGCUGCUAGCUUCCUUCAGAUGACUGAUGUCAUUAGUGUAUGUAAGACUUUUAUUAAAUCUUCAUUAGAUAUUAGCGAGAAAGAAAAAGAUCGCUAUUUCAGUCUCUCAGAUAAGGAUGCCAACUCUAAUGGUAUAGACCGUUCCUCUUUUUAUAGUGGUAGCUGGCAAGAAGAAGGCAGUUCUCCACAUUCUCACCUAAGCCCAGAGCAAGGAACAGGAAUAAUGAGCGGAAAAUCUUGGAGUAAGUAUAAUUAUCAUUCAGCCUCCCAAAGGAAUACUCAACAACCUUUGGCCAAGCAUGAACAAAGGAAAGAUUCCAUUAAAAAGACCAAACACUUGAGAUUAUCACAGCCUUCUGACGUUGCUCAUUAUAAGUCAAGCAAACGAGAAGCCCAGGCAUCUGAUUCUUCCAGCCAUGUUUCUCAAUCUGAAGAACAAACACAAAUUGAUGCUGAAAUGGACUCUACUCCUGUUGGCUAUCAAUAUGGUCAAGGAUCUGAUGUCACAUCCAGAAGUUUUCCAGAUGAUCUGCCAAGGAUGCGAUUCAAGUGCCCAUACUGCACACAUGUGGUGAAGCGGAAGGCAGACCUAAAGCGCCACCUUCGUUGUCAUACAGGAGAAAGGCCUUAUCCAUGUCAAGCUUGUGGAAAAAGAUUUAGCAGACUAGACCAUCUAAGUAGCCAUUUCCGAACAAUUCACCAGGCAUGUAAACUCAUCUGCAGAAAAUGCAAACGCCAUGUGACUGAUCUAACAGGGCAAGUGGUGCAGGAGGGAACCAGGCGCUACAGACUGUGUAAUGAGUGCCUUGCUGAAGUUGGCAUAGACAGCCUCCCCAUGGAUUUGGAAGCUGAACAACAUCUCAUGUCCCGAUCAGAUGGAGAUAAGGAUUCCAGAUGGCACUUGAGCGAAGAAGAGAAUAGAUCCUAUGUGGAGAUUGUAGAAGAUGGCUCUGCUGAUCUGGUCAUCCAACAAGUUGAUGAUAGUGAAGAGGAAGAAGAAAAGGAAAUAAAGCCCAACAUUAGGUAGCCGUAACGUGAACCAACAGAGCUUGCAUGUCUGCAACUUACAUUGACUUCCUCUCUCUCUCUCUAUGGGCAGAGUCUGGUUAACAAAUUUAUCAUACUGACUUAAAAGAAAUGAAGUGAUAUAACUUGCAUGCUUUCUAAACAUUGUAUCCAUUCCGAACUUCGUUGCCCUAAAAUACAUUGCUGCAUUGGAAAGAAAAACCUAGUUUGAUUUGGCAUGAUGGAUGAAAUUAUCCUCUUACUUUUAUUGCAGAAAUACCUUUUUCCUUUUCUUUUUCUUUUUUUCUUUUUUUUUUUUUUGACAUAGUCUCACUCUCACCCUGGGCAGAGUGCCAUGGAGUAGCUCACAGCAACCUCAAACUCUUGGGCUUAAUCAGCCCCCUGAGUAGCUGGAACUGCAGGUGUCCACCACUAGACCCAGCUAGUUUCUCUGUUUUUUUAGUAGAGAUGAGGUCUCACUCUUACUUAGACUGGUCUUGAACUCCUGAGCUAAAGCAAUCCACCUGCCUUGGCCUCCCAGAGUGUUAGGAUUGCAGAUGUGAGGCACUGUGCCCGGCCCCUUUUUUUCUUUUAAUAUUGGAAGAUGUACAUAGCAAAUUUUUUCAAAGGAAAUAUUUUAGAUAAAUUGAUCACAGCCAAACCUUAUGUAAGGCAAUUUCAGGAUGUUUCAAAAAUACAUAUACUACCAAUAUUGAAUUUCACAAGGAACCAGGGAAGAGCACAUUUAAGAGUCUGGCAAUCUAACUGACCAAACUAAUGAGUCUGUUGACUUGAAAUUUGAUACAACCUAUCAUUAUUCUGAUAUCCUGAAUAGGAUUAUGGCAGAAGAAUAAAAUGUUUGAAAUAGUUCAUGUUGUAAAUUUUUUGUCAUUAAGAAAUAAUACUCUAGGGCGGCGCCUGUGGCUCAGUGAGUAGGGCGCCGGCCCCAUGUGCUGAGGGUGGCGGGUUCAAACCCAGCCCCGGCCAAACUGCAACAAAAAAAUAGCCGG
Messenger RNA from Nycticebus coucang (slow loris), 2603 nucleotides. RefSeq names its product zinc finger and BTB domain containing 8A (gene ZBTB8A). The record is from RefSeq and is a predicted model, not a curated record. NCBI's taxonomy places the organism in Eukaryota, Metazoa, Chordata, Mammalia, Primates, Lorisidae. Gene Ontology annotation, biological process: regulation of transcription by RNA polymerase II. The transcript is spliced from 6 exons. The coding region runs from base 290 to 1615 and encodes 441 amino acids. Gene Ontology annotation, molecular function: DNA-binding transcription factor activity, RNA polymerase II-specific; protein binding; RNA polymerase II cis-regulatory region sequence-specific DNA binding.